AUGUCAAUCAAAGACCCCUAUAUUGAACCAGGAGAUACAAUGGGUAUGAUUGCCCCAUCAAUGGUUACUUCCCCAAUGAGAAAUAAACAACAACAACAACAACCCACAUUUGGAUCACCUUCAACAAUAACCGCUGGGAAAUUUUUAUUAGAUCCAUUGAAUCAACAACUGCCAUUAGAUAUCCUAUCAUCCUCAACUCCUUCUAGUGCCCAUGGUAAUCCCAAAAAUGAUGACGAAAAUGAUUUAUUAGAAUUAUCGUUUGAUCCAUCAGUGGUUGAUCGUGAAUAUACAUUUGAUGUUGAAUCUGAUCAUUCUCAUACUUCAGAAGUUGAAAGAACAAUAUUACAAUCACAUAUCAUAGAAGUCAAAGUCCCAGAAUCGAAACAAAGUCUUUCUGCUGAAAUGAAUGUUGCCCAGAUUACGUCGUCUUCAUCUUCGUCGGCUACUUCAUUAGCUAAUGCUAGUGGAGUAUUGUUUGGAAUUCCUGAUUCGGCAUUAUUAAGAAAUCAUCAAGGUCACCAGAGGAAAAAGAGUACGGCUGAUGUGCUUUCGGAUGAUGAUGGACUUGAAUAUGAAACGGCAUCUACUACUGCUCUUAGCACUAUUGUUAGACGAGAAUCUUCACCUCAACCUGAACCACCUACUGUUGUUGGAGAUGAUAAUGAGAAAUUAGGUAUUGAAACUGUGAUUGAGAUCAAGACCCCUGAUGAACAAGUGCAACCACCACCUGAAUCGGCGGAAAUUUUGGCUACUGCAUUUUCCAAAUUGACAGAUACUAAUAUUAAUGAAGAAGCUGGAGAUUGUGAAAUUAAUACUAAUCCUGUUGUUACAGAACUUCAAACGGAACCAAAGAUGAAAGUAUUUAAAAUUCAAUCCCCGAAUAGAAAUCACCAAGAUGGGAAUGGACCAAUUAUUGAAAAAAGUCCAUUAGAAUCUGAGCUACCUACCAAGAAUAGUUGGAUUUUACAAGAUUAUGAACAAUUGUUUGGAUAUGACAAGAAUUUCCAUUCGGAGAUCAAUCUUGCGAAAUCAUUAAGAUUUAUUGAUGAACAUAAUGAUAAAAUCCCCGAUUUGAGUCAAGAAUCAAUUAUUUAUCUUUCUACGAGAAUAGUUAAUCCGGGGAAAGUAUUAAGUCUUUAUUUUGAUUCAAAAUUCAACUUACGAGAUUUAUCCACUCCCCCCACAAAGAAGAUUAUUUAUAUUGAUUUAUUAUUGAAUAAUAAUGGAUGUAAUAUAUUAUUACAAAUUUUGAAAUAUUUCAAUGAAAAUCACCAUGGAGCUAUUAAAAAGACCCAAGAGAUCCAUAUUAGAAUCCUGGCAUCUUGCAUUGAACAAAUGAAUUUCGUGCUUGAAAGUCUUAUGGAAUUAGAAUCAUUUUAUCAUCAAGUAAAGACUCUUGGAUUAUUUAUUGGAUUACAUACUUUUCAUGAACAAGAUUGUUUUUAUGUUAUUGAUAAAGCCAUGGAUAAUAAUUCUCAGAAAUUUAAAUUACCUACAGGAUUAAAGAAAUUAUGUUUAUCUGGGUUUGAAUUGACUGAUUUUAUUCAAUUGCCGAUGUCACUUGAACUGAUUAGUUUACAUAAUAUUUGUUCUUUAAAUUUUAGUAAAUUUAAUUUACUUAAAAAGUUAUCUAGUCUUCAUAUUAGUGGUAAUGAUGGUCAUAAAAUCAAUUUAUUUGGACGAGUAUCAAAUCUUCCUGUGGGAUUUGCCGAUCUUAAAGAAAUCAAAUUUGAUAGUUCACUUCUGGUUAUAAAUCCCAAUUUUGGGAAAUUUCAACAAUUAACUCAAUUAGGAUUUCAAAAUUUAGAUUUUGCCACCACGAGACAAUUAAAAUUUCCUAAUGGAUUAAAAAAAUUAGAAUUUAUAAAUUGUCAAAUUAGUUCACAUAUGUCGGCAAUACCUGAUUCUUUAAAGAGUUUGAUUAUUAUUGGUGGGAAAUGGAGUCCUCAACGAAAUCCAAAUUUAACCAGAUUAUUAAGUUUGAAAAUUAUUGAUGUUGAUGUUAAAGAUUUGACGGAAAAAUUGAUGGCUGCAAAGAAUUUAUUUCAUUUAGAAGUUUCAGGGGCAUAUUUAUUAAAUAUUGAAAAAUUGAAAUUAUCAACAAAAUUGAAAUAUCUUAAAUUGGUCAAAGUUAAUUUAGAAGAUUUUGAUUUAGGUAAGAAGUUACCUACAUGUUUGGAGACUAUUUAUUUGGAUAAUAAUAAUUUAAAUUCAAUUAAUGAAUUACCAUUACUUAAGAAAUGUAAAUCAUUACGAGUAUCUAAUAAUAAUAUUUAUGGGAAAGUUGAUUUAAAACAACAAGAUUCUAUUGAAGAAGUGAAUUUCCAUGGAAAUGAAACAUUAAUGGGGAUUGAAGUUUCGUCAACUACAAAAUUUUUGAAUUGUUCAGGUAGUAAAGUUCAUGAAUUAAUUGGACAUAAUCUUACAAAACUUAUUUUGAAUGGAUGUACAUUAAUUGAUUGGGAAACAUUUCAAAUUCCAUCGUUGGUUAGUCAAUUAAGUGUACAAAAUUGUGAAUUAUUAAAAUUUGAAUGUAAGACCCAAGGUGAUAAUCAAUUUCUUAAGAUGUUUGAUUUAUCUCAUAAUUGUAUCGAGAAAUUUGAUUUAAGUAAUUUUAUUAAACUUGAAGAUAUUGAUUUAUCAUAUAAUAAACUACUGCAAAUUUCACAACAAUCAUUUUUUUCACCAAAUAAUUCCAAUAUCAAAUCUAUAAAUGUUAAAGAUAAUCAGAUUCAUCUGGUUGAAUUGAAUGAAUUGACAAAUCUUGAAUGGUUACAAUUGGCAGAUAAUGAAUUAACUGAUUUGAAUAGUGUGAAAUUACCUUCAAGUUUACUUACACUUAUAUUGAAUGAUAAUAAUUUAUGUCAAGUUAAUGAAGGGUUUGUAUUAUCGGAAAAAUUAUGUCAUUUAGAAAUGAGUAGAUGUAAAUUAACUCAGUUUAUUCAAAUAUUACCAAAAUCAAUGUUAUCACUUUGUUUAAGUUGUAAUAAAUUACAUUCUAAAUCAUUUUCAAUUAGAAUUGGUAAUAAUGGAAAGGGGAAUUUAAAAUUAUUAGAUUUGAAUAAUAAUUUAUUUAAAUCAAUUGAUUUGGAUAUGUUUAAACGAUUAAAUAUGUCAGAAAUUAAUUUAACUAGAAAUAUGUUUGAUGUUAUUCCAAUUCAUUGUCCUGAGAAUAUAUUAAGUGUUUUAUUUGAUAGAUCAUAUGAGGCUGGGAAUACUAGUUUCUGA
Hemisphaericaspora subhashii is the source of this 3228-nucleotide messenger RNA. RefSeq lists its product as uncharacterized. Lineage: Eukaryota; Fungi; Ascomycota; Pichiomycetes; Serinales; Debaryomycetaceae. The transcript has a single exon. Bases 1 to 3228 code for a protein of 1075 amino acids. The record is from RefSeq and is a predicted model, not a curated record. Gene Ontology annotation, molecular function: protein binding.